Molecule: messenger RNA, 967 nt
Organism: Pelmatolapia mariae (spotted tilapia)
Lineage: Eukaryota; Metazoa; Chordata; Actinopteri; Cichliformes; Cichlidae
Product: putative transmembrane protein 244
Exons: 6
Coding region: 105-563 (152 amino acids)
Source: RefSeq, a predicted model, not a curated record
AGUCCACUUUGUUAGGAGGAGAGCUGGGGGAUUUAACCGGAGGUCGUGCAGCCUGCUGCAGCCCACGUUAUUUUGGGAAUAAAACAUUAAAGGGAAACCAUGAGAUGGCAUUCAAAGGCAGAGCGGUCGACUCGAAGACCGUGCUCCUCAACCUGCUGCUGUGUCUGCUCAUAUUUUACUCGCUUUUCUACAUGAUCGGGAGCGUCUGCUUUGGUGCCUUCAGAUUGGACCACUUUGACGGACUGAUUCCUUUUGACUUUAAGACCGAACCUACUGAAUCCAACUCCAAAUACUUGGUGAACCUCCUGUCCUUGGAGCUCACCUAUUUUUGCAGUGGCCUUCUGUUUGCCGCAGUGGUGAGGAGGCGGGUUUGGGACUACGCUCUCACUGUCACACUGGUGCAUGUAAUCAUCACCAGCCUAGUAAUGUUGGAGUUUCCUACCGUGUGGCAAUGGUGGCUGGCUUUAGGCAGUGGCUUGUUUCUGAUGAUUUGCAACGGUCAGUUGAUUGCUUACUUCACAUGCCAGAGUGAGCAGAGCUAUGCCUCCUUCAGCAUCUACUGACAGACUGAAAGCCACCCUCCCUGUGUCCAAACUGUUCCACAGUCUUGUGAAGUGAGGUAGAAAGGAUCAGAACAGAUGCUCUCCUUUUUUCUCUUUUUUUUUGAGGGGAAGACACCCAUUAGGUUCUCCACGGUGAUGGGCUUUUUCUGUUCAUCACUAAAAUUAGACACCAAAACACCACACGUGAAGUCGGAGCUGGGGUCCAAUUUGUGUUUUAGUGUUGCCAAUAGGCUGGCAUCCUGUUGUUUUUUUUAAUCUAAACGCCGCAUGGAGAUGCUUUCUGUAUUUUGCUCUGUCACUAUGCAGCAAUAAAGCAGCCAGUGAAGUAUUUUGAGUGCACUUGUAAGCUGUGAAUGUAAUGGUAGAAUGAGAAUUUUGCAGUACACAUUGUAUAUUUUAAUAUC